CACGAAGAUAGUGUGACGUGUCUCUAAUGUCACUUAGUUGUCAUCGUCAGCUAACAGAAAGUAAUUCAAUUCCAAAAUUAUAAAUUUUCGCUUCCAUUGCGGUGGAAUUUUUAUCCACCACGAAAAAAUAAACAUUUCCUCAAAAUGUAUUCUGUUUUAACAAGAGUAAAUGCUAUAUUAACAUACACUCUCAGUGUUUUAGCAUGUUUAACAUUCCUGUGUUUUCUUUCUACAUUAACAGUGGAUUAUAGAACUACAGCUCAGAUGAAUACGGUUAAAGUGGUCGUAAAGAAUGUUCCAGACUAUGGUGCCUCUAGGGAAAGAAAUGAUCUUGGCUAUUUAACAUUUGAUCUCAAGACAGAUUUGUCCAACCUCUUCAACUGGAAUGUAAAACAAUUGUUCCUGUAUCUCACUGCAGAGUAUGUCACACCAAACAAUGAGUUGAACCAGGUUGUUUUAUGGGAUAAAAUAAUAUUGAGAGGGGAGAAUGCUGUCCUAGAUUUUAAAAAUAUGAACACAAAAUAUUAUUUCUGGGAUGACGGAAAUGGUUUAAAAGGUCACAACAAUGUUACACUGACACUGUCUUGGAAUAUAAUCCCCAAUGCAGGCUUGCUGCCUAAUAUUCAAGCCCUUGGUCAACAUUCUUUUAAGUUUCCUGUUGAAUAUACUCAGACAAGAGUAUGAUUUACAGAAGAUAUAAAAAUGUGUAGGUGAACUUGUGAAAUGUGUGUUAUUUGAUAAGACAGAAUAUACAAUUUAUUUAAA
Molecule: messenger RNA, 765 nt
Organism: Vanessa tameamea
Lineage: Eukaryota; Metazoa; Arthropoda; Insecta; Lepidoptera; Nymphalidae
Gene: Spase22-23
Product: signal peptidase complex subunit 3
Exons: 3
Coding region: 145-684 (179 amino acids)
Biological process (GO): protein targeting to ER
Cellular component (GO): signal peptidase complex; membrane
Source: RefSeq, a predicted model, not a curated record